AUGUCAUCUUCACGUGCAAAACGCCCCGCGAGAGCAUUUUCCGACAUGAGAAAUACACCGUUCGAUUGUGACAACGACGAAUAUGAUGGGGUUCCAACAGACAACGAAGAUAGCGAACAGAUUUCGUCAGUUCGAUCUCCAAAGCGCAGAAAGAGAACUACACCAAGCACGUCUGUCUGUGGAAGCCGGGGCGACUUAAAGAGUAACCAUGACCUGCUUAGAAGUUUGAGCGUGCAAGAAGUGAAGGAUAUUCUUCAAGCCAAAGAACAAGAAGAAGCCAUGAAGGUCAGGAAGAAGGACGAGGCCAAGGCAAAGAGAGAGGUUGAUAUUGAGAGCGCGAGAAGCAAGAAGUCUGAGCUCAAGAUCAACUUUAGCUAUGAUUUCGACAUCCACAGCGGCACUAGUGUUACAGGCACAAGCACAAGAUGGUUCAUUCGCCUUGAAUCAACGAAGUUAGAGCACGAAAAGAUCUACAUCUCUAAGAAAGAGGUGCCCCAAGAUAUACUUCUCUAUCUCAAAUGGAUCAACUUGACUGAGAAAGAAAAAGCCAAGCAUAGCAACUCUUUCAGGAACUAUCGCAAAGCCUAA
This is a messenger RNA of Alternaria burnsii, 588 nucleotides long. RefSeq lists its product as uncharacterized. Bases 1 to 588 code for a protein of 195 amino acids. NCBI's taxonomy places the organism in Eukaryota, Fungi, Ascomycota, Dothideomycetes, Pleosporales, Pleosporaceae. The record is from RefSeq and is a predicted model, not a curated record. The transcript is spliced from 3 exons.